Molecule: messenger RNA, 619 nt
Organism: Trypanosoma cruzi
Lineage: Eukaryota; Euglenozoa; Kinetoplastea; Trypanosomatida; Trypanosomatidae
Exons: 1
Source: RefSeq, a predicted model, not a curated record
AUGCGUUUGGUUGGUUGGGGAAACGCGGUUUGCGCCUCGCCUGGAGUACCCCAUUUUAGGAGUGUGCAUUCCUGUGUGAGAAGGGAGGCCACGCGAAUAUUUUCUUACCGACCAAGGUGGCAAUACGCCUUCCCGUUUCGUUCGAAAAGAAUAACCGACUUUAUUAUGGUGAGGGAAAACUCGGUGGCCUCCAUUGCGUACACGUUUCAACAUCCUUCAAAUCAGGUUAUUGUUACUUUAAUACCACUUCAGCAUUUUGCACACCCUCAGUUUUUUCAUCAAGUGGAUGGGCUUUGCAGUCAACAUGAUUCUGUAUUGAUGGAGGGGCGCACGCCUUUGGCCGGUGCGCCAUUUUCGACAAUUGUUCCUCCGCGUGAGCGUGUUGCUUCGGUACGUCCUUUGGGACAUGAAGAUGAUGAGGGCUGGGAACCGCGAGAAGUGGAACGUUUUUGGCAGCCUUUUUCAUGGGGUGUGAAGGAUUCCCCUCAUAUGACCAUUGUUCAUGCUGCGGACAAAUACGAUUAUGAAAAGUUACCCUGGUGGUGUUCCGUUCGGUUUAAUGUGCCUCUUAUAGGAAGUUUUGCGAGAGAAAAACAUUGCCUGGACAUGAUUACCCUCU